AUGCCAGAAAGUGAACAAUCAAAAUUAUUAAACAAAAAUAACACUAAGACUGCAAGGGGGAAUAAUAAAUGGAAAGAAUCAUGCAAAUGUUACUGUCAAGGUGGAAAACGAAUUAGCUAUCCAUACGGUUGGACAGCUCCGUCUUCAUCUACAAUUACAACUACUACAGUAUUCAUUCAAAACGAUUCUAUCGCAGAAUCGCCACAUUUAGAAAAUCGUUCAUCUCCAUCACCAUCAUCAGUACCAAAGUCAUCUCAUAUCGAACAAGUGUGCUAUCAAACGGUUGCAGGCAAACAUUUCGAAAGUCAAGUAUCAGAAAGAAAGCAAAGUGUCUCAGCUCAGGUACUAAGUGCUCUUAUUGGAAAUCCUGGAGGCAGUGCAUAUAGUCGAAUUAUGGGUAAAGUUAUGCGAGUUCUUGUUGCUGGAUCAAAGAAAGUAGGAAAAACUGCAUGUUUAGAGCAACUUGCAUGUUUGAAUGAUAUUACUAAUGAGCCCUAUGUGCCGACCAUUGAAGACACUUAUCAGGUGCAGAUGGAUUACGGUGACCGACCAAAAGAAAUCAUGGUUUUCCAUGAUACAGCUGGAAUCAAUGAUAGCGGUCCAAUUGAGCUUAAAAGACCAUAUAUUCAGGUCGCUGACGCAUUCUUGUUGAUGUAUUCAGUUGUUGAUCACGAAACGUUCAACAGAAUGGAUAUGUUGAAAAAAACAAUAGAUAGACAGUUUAGAAAAGAUAAAAAGGAGGUACCGAUUGUUGUUUUGGGAAACAUGACUGAUCUUCCAGGUAGAAAGGUUGAUAGUGAAUUUGCACAAAGUUGGGCUACCCAAGAAAAAGUAAAAUUUUAUGAAGUGACUGCUAAAGAUCGAAACACGCUGGUUGAUUUAGUGAUAUAUUUGGGCAGUCGACAUUUUCACUCACAAAAGGAGUCAAAAUUUUCUCUUUCCAAAAAGCUGAAGGCUGAAAAAUCAAAUGCUGCUAUUAUGAUGGACUUGUAA
Molecule: messenger RNA, 993 nt
Organism: Thelazia callipaeda (thelaziosis nematode)
Lineage: Eukaryota; Metazoa; Nematoda; Chromadorea; Rhabditida; Thelaziidae
Source: the annotation of a GenBank genome assembly